Lucilia cuprina (Australian sheep blowfly) is the source of this 5028-nucleotide messenger RNA. RefSeq names its product aftiphilin (gene Afti). The coding region runs from base 402 to 4478 and encodes 1358 amino acids. The record is from RefSeq and is a predicted model, not a curated record. Gene Ontology annotation, molecular function: clathrin binding. The transcript is spliced from 5 exons. Gene Ontology annotation, biological process: intracellular transport. Gene Ontology annotation, cellular component: trans-Golgi network membrane; AP-1 adaptor complex. Lineage: Eukaryota; Metazoa; Arthropoda; Insecta; Diptera; Calliphoridae.
AGUAUAGUGUAUUUUUGUGAAUGGAUUGGAAAAGUUGUGUCAAUUACGAGGAAUAAAAAAUAUUUUAUGGAAUAAAUACAAAAAAAUAUUAAGAAAAUUUAACGUCAAGCCACAAAUUAGGACAUUUACAAGCCACUUAUUAACAUUAUUAGCAAAUAUUUAAUAAAUUUAUGUGGAAAUAUUUAAGCUUGGCAGUUGAAAUAAUACAUACAUAUAAUAAUAAGUACGAGUUAAAUUGAACCAGCAUUCUUCGGGGUGUGUACGCUUGUUGUUGUGCCAAUUCAAUACAUUUCUCAUCCCUUCCUGUUUGUGGUUUGUUUCUGGUGCUGUGUCUCCAAGUUUUUUGCAGCUUGCAAUUUGUUUAAGCCAGGCUUAUUAUUAUACUAAGUGGUUAUUUAAAAAUGGUCAAUGUACCACCAAUACCACCACUAUUAUGCAGUACUCCACCGCCCAUUGAUUUUGGUGAAGAUGAUGAAGAUGUCGAUGUACUGCCGCCCACUCUUGACGGUGUGGUCGACGAUGAUUUUGGUGACUUUCUAACCGUUGAUGAUGCAAAUACCAAUGAACCUCUGCCUUCACCACGACCACCUUCAGAAUGUGAUUUACCAGCAGUCAGUAUUUACGAUGGCAUAAUACCGCCCCCAGAAGAUAAUCUUAAAAAUCUCGCGACAAUACCCUCGUCGUCAACGCCACCAGCAACACCAGGAGGUAAUAAAAUCAGCAAAGAUUCUAAAAAUGCCACAAAAACUAUAAACAUAACUGAGGCAUUCAAUUUUGAAGUAAAAAAUACAUACGAAGAUGAAACUAAGGAAGAGGAAACCAAAUCAACAGAUGACCAACCUAACACAGAGGGUCUACAAAUAGAAACCAAUAAUUUUGAAAAAGAAUAUAGUCAAAUGGAAAGCACAGACAAAUUUAACAAUUUAACAGCUAACCCCGGUUUAAGUAAAAAUAUAAAAGAUUUAACGAUUGAAACUUCAGACGUUGAAGUGAAAUGUAAUAGUAAUAAAACGAAUCUUAACUGUAUGCAAAAUAUGGUGUCCAUUGAAGAUAUAGAAGAUGAUUUAAGUGAUGACGAAUUGUAUUCACCAAAAACACCGAAAAAUUUUAUUGAAACUGAUAAUUUAAAUGAUUAUUUUAAAAUCGAGGAGAUAAAAACAACCUCGACUAUGGAGAAUUUAACAAAAGUUGAUUCUAAGGAUGUAGAUGCUAAAUCUUUGGAUUCUUUAGACAAUAAUGAGUCUGCCUCUACUGGAAAUGAUAACGACAAUGAAUUUAAGUCAUUCUCAAGCAAUAGUUUUAUACAAAACAAUUAUGAUAUACCGCCACCAUUGCAGGACGAUACGAACAGUAUCGAUGAUGAUGAUUUUGGAGAUUUUGCAGAUUUUCAAGAUUUCAGUACGUCCGUGACACCUGCAGAAACUCAAUAUUUUGUAAACAAUACAGUACCUGUCAGUGACAUUAAUAGCAAACAACAACAUAACGACGACUUAGAAUUUAAUGGUUUUAAUGAUUUUAAUAAUUAUAAUACAACUAAGGAAACUACAAAAAAUGUAAAUUCCAAUAAGGAAAAACAGGAAGAUGUUGAAGAAAACAACACCUUAACAUAUUUUAAAGCAGAAGAGGGGGAUGAAUUUGAACAAUUUACGUCACAGUCUAACACAUUACCCGACAGCUUAGAAGAAUGUUCCAAACAAAAUGCUUUAGCAAACGAAAUUAAAACUCAGGAAAUUCCACAAGACACAACAACUGAAGUAAACAUCUCAGAAGAUUUUAAUGAAGAAAAUAAGAAAAGCUCACAUUUAGAUAAUAGUUUUGGUGAUUUUAAUUCAGUUAAUAAAGAACAUGAUAAUAAUGAAGAUGAUUUCGGUAAUUUUGCUGAAUUUCCUAAGCCUACUCAAAAUUUGCUUAAUGCAAAUAAUGAAGUUUUAAAAAAUACUGAGGAACCAAAGGAAAGCUCCCCUGAUAUUCUAAACGUUGAUGAGGAAUUUGAUGAUUUUGCCGAUUUCGAAUCACAUGAAGUAAACCCCAAAACAGAACCAACAUUAACUAAAGAAGCUUCGACUUUUAAUAAUAAUGUUACAAAAGUUAAUGAUGUGGAAGAAGAUGAUGAUGAUUUUGGUGAUUUUAAUACAGCCCAACCUAUAACACCGACUGCCUCCAGCCUAGCACUAACAAAAACUAGUCAAAAUAUCACUGCAGCAACAGCGGCUCCACCACCAACACAUAAUCUUAAUGAACGCAUAUCGAAAAUUUUACAAUUAAUGUUUACUCCGGCCAAAAUUCAAGCAGCAGACGAAAGUGUCGAUAAACCUAAAACCGAAAAAAUACAAGAUAUACCCUUCACAUCCAUUGAUGCGGCAAAGGCUUUAGAAUAUCAAUGGCUAAAUUCGGAUACACGUCAUUCGUUUAUAAGAGCAUUGGGCAUUGACUCAAGAAAUAUUCUAUUUGGUGAAAAUUGGAAUCCUUCAUUGCCGCGUUUUGCAGCUAAUCUGAGUUUUAAUCCUUUAAAGCCUAUGAAACCUGUACAAUCCUCCAACAAUACAGCUGAUUCCAAUGCAAUGUUGGAACCCAUUCCUAUUAUUAUCUCAGAGUCAACUAAAACUUUGGAAGUAACAGGCAGCGUUAAAAAUGAGUCUUUCGAUUUGGAUUGGAAACCAACAAGUACUCAAGAGCAAACAACAGAAGCUUUUAAAGAAUCUACUGUAACAUCCGUAGCACAGUCUUUAACUCCAACAACCUCUGUACAUUCUGUAGCAAAUGAGCCGCCACCAGCAGAACCAGUAUCAUUAACAAUUUUUGAAAAUCCUCUUGACAACGAGGACAAAUUUUCCAAAACUCCACCCAUUAGUGAAAUGGAAUCGGUACCGAAUUUUUCGUCUCCCCUACCCUCAAACAAUUUGGAUUUGGAAGCCUCACAGAAUGCUGGUAAUCUCGACGAUUUCGAUAUAAAAGAUAUUGAAGAAAAUUUGAAAAAUACUCUUAACAUAAAUGAAGUGGUCGUAACAUCUACUUUCACAGGAUCAUUUAAAGAAACUCACAUUUAUACACCACCCAAAACGAAUGAUUUUGAAGCAAAAUCUACAACAGCAGCAUCAACGACAUCGUCAUCACCUACGAAAGUAUCCCCUAUAGAUUUUGAUUACGAAAAGGCUGCCAUGGGUGUUAUAAUAAACGAAACUGUAGUCAAAAAGGAAUAUAGAGAUGUGGAAUAUAAUCCACCUUUUAGCAUGGAAUCUCUCAGUAAAUCUGUCACAAAUAAAAGUGAAAUAUUUGAAGCAAAUUAUCACAACAGCAUCAAUACAAACAAUAUCUUAAGUACAGCUGAAACAGACGUUGCAAUAGAGGAUGAGCAGGAAUCUAGUGAUGAUUUUAGCGAAUUUCAAUCAGUACCAAGUGAAAUAAACAUGCCAACAGCGAAUCCGUUGGCUGUUAGCAAUACAAAACCUUUAGAAGUACCUAAACCAACAACAGUUUCUCACGGUGGUAUGAUCUUAAGUCCUGCCAUUUUAAUACCUCAGGCCAUAUCCUUAGAACAGCAGAAACCAAAAAUAGAAUGGGGCGAUUCUACAGCUACUAUAAAUCCUGAAGAAUUGGCACGCAUUGAGGAGUUAUUCCCAGAGCCUAAAUCUCUUAAAUCCUCUAAUGGUUCAAAUUCAUCACAAAAAUCAACUCCUACCCACCAAGUGGCCUCCACACCCUCCAUAAGUGCCGCUGUAGCCAAUAAGGAGUUGGAAGGCAAUCAUAAUGAUGACGAUGAUGACUGGUCUGAUUUUGUUUCAGUAACCGUAACAAAUAAUGCAUCUGCCAAUAGAUUGGCAAACAAUAAUAAUAUUUUGGCCAAAAGUCCAGCUGGCUCGCCUUUCAAACAAAGAUCGCCUGUAGUAAACCAUAAAAUGCCUCCUGCCACACAUCACAACAAUUCCAAUAAUGAUGACGAAUGGUCAGACUUUGUAUCGAGUGCUCCGCCCACACAGCAGCCCGCCUCAUAUCGAGUUCCUCAGUUUAAUAGUGGUGCCUGGCAAAAUGCUAAUUUCUAUAAUAAUCCCUUAAGUAUGUAUCACAAGGGACCCUUAAAUGUACCCUCAGCAGCUGCAGCAAUUAAUCCAACUCAAAAAUCUCUUUACAACAACAACAAUAACUACAACAUCUCUCAACAGCCAUACCAAAUAGCAAAUAAUUUACCAUCUUUUAAUCCUGGCAACAUCCAACAAAUGCAGCAGCAGCCACAUAACAAUGUCUAUCAGCAGCAAAUACAUGUUAUGCAAAACUUCUCCACAGCACCAGUACCUACUCCUGAACGCCUUUCGGCAGCAGCAAACGCCUCCAAAAGCAAUCAAUUCCAAUCUAUAGGCUCAGCGAAGGUAGCACCCAGUAUAGCCCUUAUACCCGACUUGGGGUUUGUAGCACCAGCCAUACCCACUCACACCUCGUUCAUCAAUUCUUUGCCCAAACCAAGUAUUAAUACGAAGAAAUGACGUUUGCUCAAUCACAAUCAAACUACACACAAUCACCACCACCAACAACAACAACAACUUAACAGCCAAAAUUCCCAACAGCAACAACAACAUUCCCAUUCAACGAACCGUUUUAGAAAGACGACUGCGUUGACAACGACCGCCAUGAUGUCGAAAAAUCCGUACCGUUCCAAUAAUGCAAAUGUAUGUGUGUCUAGUUACAGUGAUGAUAUUCUAAUAUAGAAACAAAUUUAAACAAAAAAGAAGAAACAGAAACAUAAAUGAUAAUUAGUCGGUAGUCUUUAACUCUCAAUGUGUGUGUGUAUACUUUUUAACUUAAAUUUGUUUUAACUUAGUUUAAUAUAAAAUUAACAAAUUUAAAAAGGUUUUUUUUACAAAGAGAAAAUUGUUUAGUCUAAACAACUUACUCCUUAUAAUAAAUACUUUAGAAUAUUAAUUAAUAAAACAAAAACCAGAUCCUCCGCUAUUCAAUAAACAUUUUAAAGGGAUCAUUUUAAAUAUUUGUACUUAAUUGUGUUUUUUUGUUUUAGUUAAGUUUUUUAUUUUUAAC